This is a messenger RNA of Chinchilla lanigera (long-tailed chinchilla), 1489 nucleotides long. RefSeq names its product testis expressed 29 (gene Tex29). The transcript is spliced from 5 exons. NCBI's taxonomy places the organism in Eukaryota, Metazoa, Chordata, Mammalia, Rodentia, Chinchillidae. The coding region runs from base 953 to 1354 and encodes 133 amino acids. The record is from RefSeq and is a predicted model, not a curated record.
CGUGCACACUUCCCCAGAGGCGUUUGAUUAACUCAGUUUAUUUGUAAACAGAAGCGGUUGACAUUUAAUAAUGGAGAGGCCAAUGUAAGUGGCAACCCUUCCGAAUCUUGCAGGCUUACAAAAUUAAAAGCUGGUGCCUGACAAUGAGGGGGAGGGUCCAUUAUUCGGGGACACUGCCUCCAUGGCAACAGCCACAAGAAGCUGUCAUGCGCUUGGCCAGCGGCUGUCUGCACCAUAGCAAGGGGCGCAGGUGCAGCCAGUUGGCUGCCGUGGUGGGCAGUGGCGGGCAAGUGGCGCACCUGUGGUCAUGCCCCCGACUUGCAGUUUCUCAGCCAGGGUUGGUGCCUGCGGCCCAGGCAGCCCCAGCCUUGCUUGUCAGUGUCACUGCUUGCCCGUGGCCGUGGUGACCUUCCCUGCCCCAGCAAGCGCGGUCACCGCAUACUUUCCUCCAAGCGGUGGUCUGAGCCUCAGGAGUCUGGCCCGCCUUCUGCAGGCAGGAGGGGCGGAACCGAGGUGCAAGGAGAGGCUGUGGAGUCUGUUAUCCACCCCGAGCCAGGCUGGGUGACCCGAGGGACGCCGUCCCUACACGGAGACCUCCUUCCCGGCUGUCCAGUUGCGCAGCCCUGAACACAGCCGGCACAGGAGGGGCAGCCCCUCACUCUGAAUGCUGUCCGUGUGACUCUGUUUGACCUCACAGGGCCCUGUGAUGUCACAGCUGACAGCGGGCCUGCCUGGCUCAGGUUCCAAGGAGCAGUGGACGGGAGCAGGUGGCCAGUUCCUAGGACGAAGAAGUAGUUUCUGCUUGGAGGACACUGAGCGGGGCGGGGUGGCUAAGGGGACAGGUGGGGCACUGUGCCAUCUUGACUUACAGGAGGGCCUGGGCGUGGCCCUCUGCUGCCCAACCUGCUGGGUGUCCUGCCUCUGACUGCCGUGUCCCCUGCCGACUGCGACCAUGAGAUACGAGCCAGAACCCAAGAAGUCCCCACCCCACCUGCUGCAGAAGUUCGCAGUGUGUGACAUCCCCCUGUACAACAUCUGUGACUACAACGUCUCCCGGGACCGCUGCAAGGAGCUGGGGUGCUGCUUCUACAAGAGCGUCUGCUAUGAGAAGGCUAUGCCGAUCUACGUGCACCUGUCCUCCAUCUUGCUCGUGGUCAUCAUCGUUGCCUUGGUCAUCGCUCUCGUUAACAAGAUAGUCCAAGAGAGGAGGAAGCAGAAGGAGGCUGUUGAGGAGACGCUGCCCCCUGAGUCCAGCAGUGAGCCCGUCGAAGAAUCCCUGGCACCAACCGGUGGCUCUGUCUCCAAGAAGAGCGACGAGGGCGCGGAGGAAGAGACUGUGAAGAAUAGACUAUAAAAAUUGCACCAAGGAGGUUAUUCUUUUUUUAUCGCCUGUCAAAUUAUUGCUGCGACGCCCAUGGCUGGUGGCGGAGCGUGCGAUCCUGCGCGGGCUGGCGAGGAGCGCCACGUGCGAGUCACGCAUUGAGCCGAG